Staurois parvus is the source of this 352-nucleotide messenger RNA. The record is from the annotation of a GenBank genome assembly. Lineage: Eukaryota; Metazoa; Chordata; Amphibia; Anura; Ranidae.
UGUCACCUGUCAGUGUCCAUCAGUGCCAGCUGUUAGUGCUCAUCAGUGCCACAUGCCAGUGCCCAUCAGUGCCACAUCAAUGCCACAUAUCAGUGCCUACCAGUGCACAUCAAUGCCACAUAUCAGUGCCCAUCUGAGCUGCCUUUCAUCAGUGCCACCUAUCAAUGCCAAUCAGUGCCACCUAUCAUUGCUGCCAAUCAGUGCCACCUAUCAGUGCCAGUCAGUGCCGCCUAUCAGUGUGCAUCAGUGCCGCCUAUCAGUGUCAGUCAGUGUCGCUUAUCAGUGCCGCCUAUCAGUGCCAGUCAGUGCCGCCUGUCAGUGCUGCCUAUCAGUGCUGCCUUUCAGUGCCCAU